Messenger RNA from Enterobius vermicularis (human pinworm), 1413 nucleotides. The record is from the annotation of a GenBank genome assembly. Lineage: Eukaryota; Metazoa; Nematoda; Chromadorea; Rhabditida; Oxyuridae.
AUGGUUUAUCGGGGAGUUCGUAGCAUUUGGCGGUUUGCCAAUCGACCGUUUUCAAUGGGCACUUUCCAAGAUUUGUACAGAAACUAUAUUGACAAAAUGUUGGGCCUUGUUGAUUACGAGGCCAGCGAUUCAGAUGAAGAAGGCUUCUCCGAGCAACAAAGUGAGCAGAUUUCGGCAGUAAUCGUGGCAAAUCCAAGAAAAAUUUCUAAUACUGCAGCAGAGUCUGUAUCAGCGACACCUGUCGGGACUGAUUUAUUUGAUAAUUUGAACUCUCGAGAUGAUGAUGCUGCUUCUUCAGUAUCAAAAAGCAAAUUGUUUACUGAUAUUCAUGAUUUAGGUGAUAUCUUGGCAUCUCUUCCAGUUGCUUCUAAGCAGGAGUUAAAAAAUGGUUCCCAGUUUGCUGAAGGCGAAUUGGAAGACAUAGUUAAAAGAAAGAGGUGGGAAAUCAAAGAGGCAAAAAGGAUCGCAAAAAAGAGAAAAAAGCUGGAAAAACAGCGAAGAAAAGAACUGCGCCGAGAGAAAGAAGGAAAUGAAGAGGAACAUAAAAAGAAAGUCGGCAGAAAGAAGAUAAAAAUAGAGGCUUUUGGUGGUCUUCCUGAGUUGGAUGCGAGCGGUAGUGACAGUGGAGAAGAAAAUGAUUCGAGUAAGUUGAUGGCGAAUAAGACAAGUAAAUCAGUAGGUCUCUUGUCUAUGUUACCAAAGCCAAGCUCUGAAAGGAUAGGCAAAGGACCAAAUAUUAUGUUUCCUUCAAGUUUGAGGGUGUCUCAGAAGACUUCGUCUGUCAGAGUGACGGAUGUAAAGGCGACUUCGUCUGAAAUAAAUAGGCCGUCUACAUCUGUGAAUUCUGGUGAAUCAGAUGAAGACGAGGACAACAUUGACUUUUUUGGUCUCAACGAACCAGAAGAAUCAGAAACAGCUGUUGAAGCCAAAAUAUCAGAUGUUGCUUAUGGGCCGUCUGUUCCAUUUCAAAAAGAGUCAGGUAAUAUGCCACAAAAUUCUGAUUUGAGAGAGGAUAUAAUCAACGAAGUUGGCCCAUCCAGUUCUGCUGUAAUCGAUGAUUCUGAAGCUGCAAGAAUCAUUUAUUCGCAUGACGUAGCACCGUAUGGUGGUUCUGAGUUGGAUGCAAGCAAUGCAGCCAGUAACAUCGUUGACUUUGAUGUUGAUCAGGCUUUGGGUCCGAAUGUGAGGGCUAAUCUACUAAAGAACCUGCAUAAUAAGUCUUUAGCAGAGGCAUCGAUAGCUCAUUUGGCUAAGUUACCAAGACCAAAAAAUUCGAAAGAUGUCGUUGCCCGCCGGAAACACCAAAUCACUUAUCUCGCUACUGUGGCAGUGGCUCGAGAGGAACAACUUGCAGAGCAGUGGUCCCAAAAUCGGCACGCAAAAAGGAUGGCUGCUCAGAAAUACGGAUUUUGA